AUGCCGCGGCUGAACAAGCGCGGGUUGGAACGGUGCAACCAGAGGCGGCAACAAUGGAUGAAGAAGCAUAUGCCUCGAAUACAUGCAGCUAAGCGACCCAAUUCAGUGUAUCUGGAGAAUUCUGACGUGUUGGAGCUGCUUCAGCACAUUUCGGAUGGGCUGAAUGAAAUGUUGAUGGCAAGACCUCUGUUUCCUCUUCCGUGGCUCGCAGACUACUUACGCCGAGCAUGCAAGCUUGAAUACGAAAUUCACAAUACCGUAUCUGAAAGUUUGAUCCUCGAGAUGCACAGGAAACGAAGAGUGAUACAAAGUGUUCUUCUCGAUACCAAACAGGACGAGAUGGAGAGCAAGCGGCUGAUCCGGGAAAUUAUCGUUCUAGAGCAAGAGCUGAAGCUCGUGGGCCGUGAACGCCGUCUCAAGAGAGUCGACUAUGAAUUUCUCGAGUUGGAACAACCGUCCGUGCAAUCGAACUGGUGUAUUGAUACCACCAAAGUACCUUUACCCACUAGUUCUACCCAGUCGAAAGAGAAUCUAGAUCAUGAACAGGAGCGUCUUUCAGAUCAGCUUCGUCUCGAUCUUCUAGCUCAGCGCGAUUUGGACGCGUAUUUCGAUAGGGUAAUCGACGAAAUUGUUCGAGCACUGACUAAUUUGCUUCUCACCGCUCCAGACAAACCUUCGCUCUGGUUUGCCAUGUAUCUACGCCAUCCCGUCGAUUACGGUGUCCCUGCUUCGCCUAAGUUAUCCCCUGCUGAUCGCAAAUCUUCUGUUGCGCUGGGUACUGCAUCUCCACAACUUUUCAAGACAAAUUUCGAGUUGGCACGAAAGCUGGAUGAGAUUAAACAAGCCCAACAAUCCAUGCACACCCGAUUUCAAGCAAUGCAACAAACGUUCGUGCAGUUGGAGCAAGAGUUAGCUAUACGCAAUAGAUUUAUCACCAAACUGUCCGAGUCUUACGUAACAACAAGAACGCAGGCCAUCAUGGACGGUACUCCUGUGUUUCUCAACUCACAGAAGCACUGGGUUCUACCUGGCUAUCUAUUAACUCCCAAAACUCUCUCCGACGCUGAGUUACAAGGUUUACGUCGAGCUGAAUGCUUUUUAAUGGAAAAAGAUGAGAUUCACUGGAAGUUCUUACUUCGUGCUCAACUGGAGUACGACUCGGCCACUUUAAUUCAGAGCGUAUGGCAUGGUCGACGAGCAUUUCACACCUACCAGGAGCUCUUGAAAAGGAGACGAAAAGCUGCUACGCUGAUUCAACGAAACUACUUUCGUUAUCUCUUCACUAAAGCCACAAGUUUGCCUCGUUGGUGUCGUCCUGGACGAGAAGUGAUCGUGGCGCCCAGUAUCGCUCAGAAGUGCGCUAUCUCGUUUCAAUUUUAUUCUAAGAGAGACUUCCCUGCUGGAAAUUAUCGUCGAGAACCGAAAGAAACCAGUAUCAAUGAGCUCAUGGAGAUAGCAAGACAGGACGAAAUGUGCGCGGGCUUCACGACAGAUGGAGCUUUCAAACGCUUUUUACCGCGAAUGCUCUCUCAACUUAAACCUAUGGUGCCUACCUCAUCAAGUGAAACGGGUGAGGAUAGCAACCAAGAAGACACAGUCACACCGGAAGACGGUCUGUAUGUAAAGAUAUUCCCAAACAAAGACGAGAAAGUGAUCAACUCCGCGAUCGUCGUGGAGGCUCCUGAGGAUCGCUUCGGGUUAAUUCGAGUAGUUCUUGAUGGCAUCGGGGUCACGGAACUGGUUCCUAUCGCAAAGCUCACAGAUCGCUGGAAACGCAUUCGUGUUAAACGCGUGAAGUCGAAGGAACGGAGGAAAACUAGAGCGAUUGUCUUCGGUAAAGGAACGCCUACGAUUUUCACGGACGACCUAGAGAACGACUCGGCUAUCAUCGAACCAGGCACCCCUGACACCACUUAUGAACGAAUUGAAAGUGACGAAGAGGAGGUCGAGGAGAGCUUGGAGAAAGAAUGGCGGCGUCAAAGAAGGCGGAGAAGAAACGACGAUAUUGAGGAUGAUCCGGAUUAUAUUUUCGAGGACUUGGUGACAGGCCGAAUCAUGCGUCGUGGCCAUCCCAAUAACACGCACGAAGAUCCGAUAAUCCGUGCACGUGUGAUUGCUACGCGUAAGAAGGAGUACGAGGACGAGAAGCAGAUUCAAUUCCGAGCCAAACAACUCGCUUGUGCAGUGAAAAUUCAGUGUGCUUGGAGAUCUAAACGAGCACGUGAACAUUUCCAGCAGAUUCUGGUACUUCGAGCGAAAGAACGAGAACGCGAACGUCUCGUGGAUCAAGUUGGAGCUGCCAAUGCCCACAAACGGCAAGCGAAACCAAGCAAGAAGAAAAAAGGUGGACUUUUCUCAAAAUUUCGCCGAAGUUAA
Messenger RNA from Phytophthora nicotianae INRA-310, 2376 nucleotides. RefSeq lists its product as hypothetical. Bases 1 to 2376 code for a protein of 791 amino acids. The transcript is spliced from 2 exons. Gene Ontology annotation, molecular function: protein binding. Lineage: Eukaryota; Oomycota; Peronosporomycetes; Peronosporales; Peronosporaceae. The record is from RefSeq and is a predicted model, not a curated record.